GAUAUCACUGCAAGUCUGUCCAAGCGUUCGCAGCUUCAAUUCCGGCAUCAGCGCCUGUGGGAAAGGUGGUGAGUGGCAAGCGGCCCUGAAUCUGCUUUUGCAGAUGCCCCUCGUCCGAGCGAUGCCAGACGUGAUCAGUUUCAGUGCCAGCAUCAGCGCCUGUGGGAGAGCUGGUGAGUGUCGGACGGCUCUGAAUUUGCUUUCGCAGAUGCCCGUGGUCGGGGUGGUGCCAAACGAGAUCAGCUUCAGUGCUGGCAUCAGUGCCUGUAAGAAAGGUGGCGAGUGGCAGAUGGCCCUGCAAUUGCUUUCGCAGAUGCGGAGGGCAAGAGUUGUGCCGGACGUGGUCAGCUUCAAUGCAGGCAUCAGCGCCUGUAAGAAAGGUGGCGAGUGGCAGAUGGCCCUGCAAUUGCUUUCGCAGAUGCCGAGAGCAAGAGUUGUGCCAGACGUGAUCAGCUUCAGUGCAGGCAUCAGCGCCUGUGAAAAAGGUGGAAAGUGGCAAAUGGCCCUCCAUCUGCUUUCGCAGAUGCCCAUGGCCAGAGUCUUGCCAAAUGAGAUCAGCUUCAGUGCCGGCAUCAGCGCGUGCGAGAAGGGAGAGGGGCAGAGGGCAUCAGGUGUCCAGACGACAUCAGCUUCGGUGACGACAUAA
Messenger RNA from Symbiodinium natans, 646 nucleotides. The record is from the annotation of a GenBank genome assembly. Lineage: Eukaryota; Dinophyceae; Suessiales; Symbiodiniaceae.